AUGGGAACCGUCAUCAACGGCGGACUCGUCGUUGUCGUCGUCGGUGACGCGUACGAGCUGGACGAAAGUAUCUACAUGGCCUCCAAUAUUUACCGUCAUCGGCACAAGUCGGGUAGUGGCCAUUCCCCGGUAUCUAAAGCCAAUCUCACCUCCUCCUUGAUGGAGUUCAAGGCUGUUGGGAUUGCGACGUUUUUAAUGGCCGUUGGGGCCGUAACAGUUAUGUGGAGUGUAAAGAGCGCGCUUGGGGUUAACGACGCACAAGAGUUUGGCGAAAGGAUCAUCUACCGACCAGCUGCAACUGACGAAGAUUACCUUGAUGCUUAUGAAGUUGUGCCAUUCGAGGCGGAGGGUUGGACGUGGGUGGAGGCUGAGAAGAGGCUUAUGAUGAGGUGGGUAUUUGUCCUUGCCUCCUUGUGCACUUUGAGAAGGAUUAUCAGAGCAGCCGACGAACUGCUCUGGCGAAAAGUCAUACUCUCCUACCCCGAACUUUGGAGUCAUAUGAUCUUAUUGAAGGUGCCUCAGACUUAUAUUGUGAUGGGCGGUGCUUUACAGUCGGACUCUGCAUUUUCCCCAUCUAAGUUCGUCAAGCAGCGAAGAAUUCCAGGAAAUGAAGCAUCCUCGGCUGACAAAUUUUUGGGUAGCCUUUAUGGCAGAUUUAGCUGGGUAACCUCAGCACCCAACACCAGAAAACCAUACGCGAUCUACAUGUCUCCCUUAACAGCCCUUCCAGUGUCGCCAUCGCUCGAAGUUAGUGGCCGGCUGUCUCUAUUGAUUCUCAACGUAUUCUCUCGCACACCCACAUUCGCUCACUCCGCCAAUGAAAGUCGAUUUUGCAGUUCCCUCAAAUUGCACCCUUCUCUGCACAGGCAACUUGUCUACGCCUCCCAGUCUCCCACCGCCUGCCUCCCUCGGGCCACUUACACCCCACGGAUACACGGCUUCCUUUCGGUGUUUGGAGCCUCGGGGGAGAUUCAAGGUGGAGUGGACAAUGGAUUCGAGGCUUGCCCCAAGCUUCUCAACGAGUCGCCGUCUUUCCAAAAAGGCCCCUGCAUGGUCGUUAGUUGGAAUUUCUAUGUUCAUUCCCUAAGCUCUGAGAGAUGGGGAGGACCACGUUGA
This is a messenger RNA of Laccaria bicolor S238N-H82, 1116 nucleotides long. RefSeq lists its product as uncharacterized. NCBI's taxonomy places the organism in Eukaryota, Fungi, Basidiomycota, Agaricomycetes, Agaricales, Hydnangiaceae. Bases 1 to 1116 code for a protein of 371 amino acids. The transcript is spliced from 11 exons. The record is from RefSeq and is a predicted model, not a curated record.